AUGUCUAUAGGUUUUCUGAUAUUGUUAAGUUUUUUUGGAAGUUAUAUAAAAGCAGAAGACGAAGUAGUGAUUCGUAAUGGGUGUCCAUACUUAGACGUAAACAGCCAAAUAAAUUUACUGAAAAAGGAGACCUAUUUCAAUGACAAAGAAAAGAUUGACGUUUAUAUAAAAGGAUUUAUUGAUAAAGAAUCUCUUUACAACACCAUUCAUAAGGUAAUCCCUGAUGGCUGAAAACCCAGAGUACAAAUAAAAGAUAUCAGAUAUCUGCACCCAUCAGCAAUCUGAGUCCCAGAAAGAAACUUAUUUUUAGUAGCGAUGCGCGUAUGGGUUUUAUCCAGGAUCUGCUACAUUUAUACUACUUUUUAUGAUAAGGACUGAAAAGAAGUAGGGGAUGAAGUUAUGAUUGGCUCGACAAAAGUUCCUUCCGUCUUGGACAUACCUCAUUCAUGGAAUUACGAAAACAGCGGCCCAGAAGACGGAAGGCUUUUCAGAGCUUUUUCUGAUCAGUUUUUUAUUGCGUUUAACAUGAAGAAGCUUGACUUAUCUGCACGGCCUAUGUUUAUAUAUAGCUACACAACUGGGAAAACCCAGCAGUUAUUCAUUCCAGAGCACCAUGGAAAUGUAGUGAUCAUGGAAAAGAAUUGGACGCCACUCAUUAUAGAUGAUGAGCACAUGUACUUUGUAUAUAACUUUGAAAACUUCCAAGUCAUUGAUUGCUCAACUGAUGGAAAUUGUGUUAGAGUUAAUGGGGAGUAUAAGUGAAAGCCAGGAUUUCUUAGAGGCGGGUCACCUUAUGUUAGGUUUGGCAAUUCAAAUUAUUAUGCUGCUCUGAGCUGGACACAUACUGAGCUUCCAAAGGAAGGGUGAUGCUAUACUAAUUUACCAUAAAUUGCCCGUUACUAUUACGAAUGAAAAACCAAUAUUUUUAUCAAAUAUUUUGCAAAUUGGAGUUUUAAAUGCAAAUAAAAUUUAAUUUUUGUUACAAUUAAAAAAUUAUAGUUCAUUGGGCCUUUUUGGUCACCAAUAUAAGGCCAUCUGGUACCCAAAAAGGUUCAAGGCACUAUAACCCCUUUAAAAAACCUCAAAAGAUUUUCUGUUCACUCUUAAAAGGAGGGAAUAAGUAGUAUUUUUGAUUAUUCAGGAACCAUAUUAUUUGGCUUCUUGGUAGUCUAUUUAUUUAUUGCAAACAGGUAUACUUGUACAGACCCGCUCUCACAGUAGUUCACGCAAUCAGUGAAGAACUGCAAUUCAAGUUAGUCUACACAAGUGAGCCAAUUGACUUUCAGAAAAGCCUAUUCAUCAAGCCUGCUGGCCCAAACAGCUCGCUUGGCGAAGUAAAUUUAUGCUACACUUGGCUUAUGUCAAACUCAAUUGCAAAAUGAGACACUGAAAACGAUAUAGCUGACCUCACGCUGACACACCAAGAUGCUUUUCCUGCAGCAAUAAAAAUCACUGGCCUUACCAAACUAAUUGAGAAUAUCAUCCACUUAUAUGAGUCUGGAAAGCUUCCAAAGGAAGAUCAUUGUGCAGACAAGUUGCUUUAUUUCUACUACGAUAGAAAUGAUUUAGCUUACCCUGGAAAGGGAAUGGAAGAAAGCGAGUUCGAAAAAAUGCUUGCUGCGGCCCCCAAACCGAGCUGCGCAGGCGGACAAUAUCUUGACACCGAAUCCAAAACUUGCAAAAGUAAUGAUAAUUUAGAAUGCUCCAGCCUUUGCUCUGAGUGUGAAUUAUAUGACUACUGUACGAGAUGUACUGAUCCUAAUUCAAAUCCUUUCUCAGGCUAUUGUGUAUGCAAAGACGGGUUCUACUUAGAGAAGAGCAGCAAUUCCUGUGAAAGUAAAGUUUAUUUAGUGUGUAUGACUGAUUGUGCAAGAUGCUUACUCCCCCCCUCCGUGAGUGAACAAAAAAAUUUUGUUCACUCACGGAGGGGGUUAAUUUUUUUUUAAAAAAAAUUAUAUAUAAAUUUUUAUAAAAAUAUUUUUUUUCGAAAUUUAAAAAAAUCCUAAUUCGCAAAAAUUUGAAAGCAAAUAUUAAUUUAAUUUAUAAAAUUUAUGUUUUAAAAAACGCAAUUUCUUUAAAAUUAAACAGAUUUAGCUCGAGAUUUCAUUAUAAUAAUUAACACUUAUAUAUCAAAUUUUUUUUUCAUAAAAAAUUUUUCUAUUAAAAAAUUUUUGUUCACUCACGGAGGGUGGGUUUUUUGGGCAAAAAAAUAGCGAUUUUUCUAAUGGUUUUGUUCACUCACGGAGGGGGGGAGUUAGCAAGAGAUAAUUGCUUGGCUUGCAAAAACUUAAAUUCUGUUUCAGAUAACGGGAUUUGCAAAUGUCUUGAAGGAUUUGUGGAAGUUUAUAACAAAAUCAGUUCAAAGUAUUCUUGCGAACGUAUUACUUAAGCAGUUUAUGACCCAUAUCGAGACAUUGAGUGCUACAGAAGCCGCUCAGAGAUUGAUACAAGCAAGUACCACAGUUUUGUAAACAUGCAUUUUGGGUACAGCAAAAGUGAUAAGCAGCAGUCUCUUUUUCUCUCAACCCAAAAGGACUCAAAUGUUGCCGAGCACAAGUUUUGCUCCUUUGAAAUUGCAAGAAAUAAAGCGCAAAGCAUGAAAACAAGCUGACAUGAAGAUGGGUUUGAAAUAGAAGUUGAAAUGAAAAUCACCAAAUUAGGAUAG
This is a messenger RNA of Blepharisma stoltei, 2665 nucleotides long. The record is from the annotation of a GenBank genome assembly. Lineage: Eukaryota; Ciliophora; Heterotrichea; Heterotrichida; Blepharismidae.